Molecule: messenger RNA, 1800 nt
Organism: Lindgomyces ingoldianus
Lineage: Eukaryota; Fungi; Ascomycota; Dothideomycetes; Pleosporales; Lindgomycetaceae
Exons: 2
Coding region: 1-1458 (485 amino acids)
Source: RefSeq, a predicted model, not a curated record
AUGUCGGCCGAUCUAUUUGCGGAAUUUGGAACUUCUCAAAGCCAACAACAGCGGCCCUCAGGAAAGGGCCAAGAGGCAAACCAGCGAGCACAGACUUUCGGUUUCUUCGAUGACUUGACUUGCACAUCAACAGCUCCACCCCCUUCCACACAGACACCAUCACAGUCCUUCCAAUUUGGAACGAAUAAGGCUUCAACAGUAGAUGAUGCAGAUGACUGGGGUGAAUUUGAGGGCGUCGAGACUGCUCCUGUUAAGCAAGAUCCAUUUUUCUUUCCGUCUUCCAGCCAGCAGUCAAACGUACCUCCACAACCGGCUCCAAUUCUGAAAGCUAAGAAGUCUUUGGAUCCAAAUGUUCUGUUUGAUGCAGAUGAUGAUCAUAAUGGAGAGGAAGAAGAAGAAGAUUUUGGGGACUUUGAGGGCCCGGAGGAGAGUGCUCAGGUAGCUGCAGCACCUUCAAGCUCGGCGGGGCUUGAGGAUCUCGUGAAGGGUAUGAGGAUAUCACAACCAAGCGCACCACCUCCUAGAUACGGCCUGCCUGCCUUGUCGUCGACAAAGAGAAGCCCCGCUGGGAGCUUCGGUACUGUGUCACGGUCUAAGCAAGCUUCAACAAUUCCGAUACCGUCAGAAGCGCAACAAGAAGAGACUUGGGAUGAUUUCGAUGAGUGGGAAGCAUCGAUUCCCGCAGCUACACAACCGACGGCUAUGCUAAAAGCGACGUCAGAAGCCAAUGUGAUGACAUCCAACGCCCGGCCAAGUUUAUCAUCCCCAACAGUGGAAGAACUGCAAUCUGGGGAGCUUCCCCCCACAAAUGUCCCACCCCCAGGUGUUCUGCUCUCCUUGUUCUCAUCUUUAAUUGGAGAAGCUCAAGAGAAGCUGUUCAAACCAAUGACCGCACAGACGCUACCCAUGAGGAAUAAGUUGCUCUCAGAACCUACUACUAUUGUGUAUCUUCAGGGCUACUUAAUGUUGGCAUCCGUCGCAGCUCGGAUUAUCGCCGGACGUAAACUCCGCUGGAAGCGAGAUACGCAUCUAUCUCAGGGAAUGAGAAUCGGACCCGCAUCGUCGCGUGCCACAUCUGGCAUGAAACUGGCCGGCGUGGACAAGGCCGAAGCCAUGAAGGAGGACCGAGAAGUGUCAGAUCUCGUUCGCGUAUGGAAAGACCAAGUAGGAAGGUUGAGGCACGUUGUCUCGGCUGCCAAUCAGGCUAAGGCAGGGUCUUUAGGCCCAGUGCCAGAUAUUCAAGAGACGAUGCUGGUGAAGACGUUGAAGCAGACUGAGGGUGGCAUUCCUGCUCGGAUGCCGUGCAUGCUCUGUGGGUUGAAGAGGGAUGAGCGUGUUGCUAUGGUUGAUCAAUAUGUCCAAGAUAGCUUUGGGGAGUGGUGGGUUGAUCAAGUGAAUAUGCAUCGGGGGUGCAGGAACUUUUGGCACGAACAUAAGGACCAGCUUCGACAGCGUUGAUGCCCAGCCACAGAUUACGGAUCUUGACUUGAUGCCAUUAAAGCUCUAGCCCGGUGGAGGCCGUCACACAUGAUAGUGGGGCGAAUCUGAUAUGAUUGAUGCAUACUCGUGCCGACCAAUCACCAAUACCGGGUUCGUGGAACACCCGCCCAAAUGGUGGUAUUCACUCAUUCCCAUCCAGGCAAAAAACAAUCAAGAGACAGAGACACGUACGCGAUACCAUCGGACUGCCGAUUCUUCGCCGAUGCAAUCUGUGUGGGGUGGCCAGAUUGGCAGAUCACAGGGGUUAGGAGGUCACACGUAGUCAAGAACCAGAGCCCUGUGGGGGUAUGAUCGAGGCAG